Drosophila serrata is the source of this 1563-nucleotide messenger RNA. Its product is annotated as damage-control phosphatase 1. Gene Ontology annotation, molecular function: phosphatase activity. Gene Ontology annotation, biological process: DNA damage response. NCBI's taxonomy places the organism in Eukaryota, Metazoa, Arthropoda, Insecta, Diptera, Drosophilidae. The record is from RefSeq and is a predicted model, not a curated record. Gene Ontology annotation, cellular component: nucleus.
UUCCGAACAAGCAACUUUUCAUAAAGUGCUGCCUUACCAAAUUAUACAUAACUGGCAGCACUGCUUUGUCAUCGUUAUCGGAAACCGCAACGCAACAGUAACGAAGAAAUUCAAUAAACAAACCCGAAUUGGAGGCUUAAAAUAAUAAUAGUAAUUAAUUAUCUGUGAGAUGUCUGGCGAUCAGGAUUUCGAUGCAAAGAAUGGCAUAGUGGAUGGGCCGACGCCCCCACACACGGAACUGGCGGCCCAAUAUAAGCAGAGCUUUGCCUAUUACACGUUCCGGGUGCGAUUACCCUCGACCUUGGCCACCAUUGCCGAUUCCCUGAUCAAGGACAAGGAAGAACUCCUGGCCACAUAUGGAGCAGCAGCGGGCGCGGAUAUUGAACAAACUACAAAGGAAGUGAAGCAGUUGCGCGAGGAUAUUCUGAGCAAUGCGUCCCUGCUGCCCUUUGCAGAGGGAAAUGAUGCCCAGCUGUGGAACACGUUCCUUGACAAGCUGCCAUCAGAGAAGAGAAAUUACUUUGCCGCUUGCUGGCUCUAUGCUGAGUGCUACAUGUACCGCCGCAUCUCGUCCAUCUUCAAGGCCACCAGUCACCUGACCCAGCACGACUACUUCAGCCGGCAGAAGCAGACGGCCGCCCGGCUAAGUGUGGACGCCAUGCUGGCAGUGGCCAGAGCCACGCGGCAGAACGAACGCAGCGCGGAUACCUUCAGGCAGCUGGUCAAAUUGAAUCUGUGGGGCAAUCGCUGCGAUUUGUCAAUCACGUCUGGCAAACAGGUGAAGCCCACUGGCAAUGCCUUCGACCAAGUAACGGAUCUGGAGGAGAAGCUCCUCAUCGAUGGCACAGCGGCGGUGUGGCAAGCUCUGGACGGCGGCUCUAGCGAGGGCAUUGUAGACAUUGUAUUUGACAAUGCGGGAUACGAGCUGUACACAGAUCUAAUCCUGGCCGAGUAUAUUAUAGACAAGGGGCUGGCGGCCAAAGUGCGUUUUUACCCGAAGGCCAUACCUUGGUUCAUUUCGGACGUAAUGGAGCACGAUUACCAUUGGACGAUCCAGUUUCUUGCCGACCAGCCGGAUGCGGUGCUUAGCGAACUGGGAAAGAAGUGGCAGCGUCUCACCAAGGAUGGCAGUUUUGAGCUCUCGCCCCUGGAACACUUCUGGACGAGUCCCUACGAGUAUUAUCGCAUGGCGGAGGUGAACCCAGAGCUCUAUAAACGCCUGGAGGAGGCCCAGCUGGUGAUCUUCAAGGGCGACCUUAACUAUCGGAAGUUGCUUGGCGAUUUCUCCUGGGACAGCACAGAAUCCUUUGAGACCUGUUUAAGAGGUUUCCGUCCCUCGAAUCUCUGCACUUUGCGCACUGUCAAAGCGGAUUUAAUCUGCGGCCUGGGAGCCGGUGUGGCGGAACAGCUCUUUGCCAAGGAUAAGGAAUGGAUGUUAACCGGCGAAUAUGGAGUCAUACAGUUUGCCAGCAAGUGAGAUCACGAGCCAUUUUGUUGAAUUGUUGUAGUCUUAGUUAAUGUAGGCCCAAUUGUUGAACAAUUAAAGCGGAAAAGGAAUUUGAA